Molecule: messenger RNA, 270 nt
Organism: Chlorella variabilis
Lineage: Eukaryota; Viridiplantae; Chlorophyta; Trebouxiophyceae; Chlorellales; Chlorellaceae
Exons: 2
Coding region: 1-270 (89 amino acids)
Biological process (GO): proteolysis
Cellular component (GO): chloroplast thylakoid
Molecular function (GO): ATP binding; ATP-dependent peptidase activity; metalloendopeptidase activity
Source: RefSeq, a predicted model, not a curated record
AUGGCGCGCAACAGCGUGAGCGAGAACCUGCAGCAGAAGAUUGACGGCAGCGUGAAGAAGAUUGCCAACGAGGCGUACGAGGUGGCGCUCAAGCACAUCACCGAGAAUCGCGAGGCCAUGGACCGCAUCGUGGAGGUGCUUCUGGAGCAGGAGAGCAUCACCGGAGACGAGUUCCGGGCGCUGCUGUCGCAGUACGCGGCCAUCCCGCAGGAGAACCUGGAUGCGGUGGCGCGCCAGAAGCAGCCUGACGCGGAGCUGCAGCUGGCGUGA